AUGGCCGAAGCUACCAGUGUGCCCAAGCCAGGCAUGACGGCUGUUCCUGUGCCCCUACCUGUACCAGAGACAGCAGAGAACCUUCGGCCGACCCGAGCUCCUCGGCCUCCUAGACCCAAUUACAGGCACAUCCAUCGCUUUCCUCUUCCAGUCAAUGUCCAUCAUGUUCCUUCAGUAAUUCCUCAUAACCCUCUUUCCCUCAUUAGUGUUGCCCUCUCGUACCUCACCUUCCUUAUCUCUCCUCCACACCAAGAGACCUAUACCGCAUACUUCGACUCGGCUACCUCGUCCGUUCAUGUCACCGAUGAGAAGACGAUUAGAGCCUUGUGGGAGAUGGGGUUCUUCGGUAAAGGUAGUCUGAGUCGAAGUGAGCCCAAUUGGUUGGAGCAGGAGAAGAAGAGGAGGGGCUUGAUGGGCGGUAAUACUGUCGAGGAAGCUACACGCAAGCGCCGCGCUGAACGCCGUCAACUGAAGUUGGAGCGAGCCAGACAUGAGAGACUGGCGGUUGAGGAGAGACUCAAGGCCGAGGCGGCUGCUCGUGAAACUGGUUCUGUGGACGGGUUAUCUGUCGAUGGUGCUGCGGAGGCUGCAACUAUCUCCGUUGAGAAGUUCUCUGUUAAGAAGGCCAUGGAAGCGAAGUAUCAUGAGAGACGACAACAAGCAAUUCAGAACAAGAAUACCGCCGGGUCUACGGAUCCAUCUCCCACAAUCGACGGCUCAUCAGGUCAACUCUCUCCAGUCGUGGAGAAGAAAGACGUUGUCGCCGCUUCAACUAUCGCAACCCAAGCCCUCGAUGAAGAACUAAAUCUUGACACCCUCGAAAAUAAAGAACACCUACAAUUGUCUACCGAAGAGACCUUCUUCCUCGUUUACGCGUUGGGUGCACUACAAGUUGUCGACCGUCAUAAUAACGUCGCCAUCCCGACCUCAUCUCUUUUCUCCCUUCUCCGUCAUCAUUCCUACUAUCCUCCCCGCCCCGAUUCUUCUCAACUCGAGGUCGAUGACCCUUUCAUGAUAUCCUAUGUGGUGUAUCACCACUUCCGUUCUCUCGGCUGGGUUGUGCGCUCUGGAGUGAAAUUCGGAACCGACUAUCUCCUCUACAAUCGCGGGCCGGUUUUCUCCCACGCUGAAUUCGCAGUCAUUAUCAUUCCUUCCUACAGUGAUCCCUAUUGGUCUCAGACCCAGGAGCGUAAGGAAUAUGCGGCCAACAAGCAAGCCCGUAGCUGGUGGUGGCUGCACUGCGUCAAUCGGGUUCAGGCUCAAGUCAAGAAGAGCUUGGUAGUUUGCUAUGUGGAUGUCCCUGCUCCCGUUCAAACUUCUGCGGAUAUUGGGGCUGAAAUUGGUCACUAUCGGGUUCGCGAAUUUCUCCUUCGACGAUGGGUUCCCAAUCGGACUCGGGAUUGA
Penicillium daleae is the source of this 1404-nucleotide messenger RNA. RefSeq names its product tRNA splicing endonuclease subunit SEN2 (gene sen2). Gene Ontology annotation, molecular function: nucleic acid binding; tRNA-intron lyase activity. Gene Ontology annotation, biological process: tRNA-type intron splice site recognition and cleavage; tRNA splicing, via endonucleolytic cleavage and ligation. The transcript has a single exon. Gene Ontology annotation, cellular component: tRNA-intron endonuclease complex. The record is from RefSeq and is a predicted model, not a curated record. Lineage: Eukaryota; Fungi; Ascomycota; Eurotiomycetes; Eurotiales; Aspergillaceae. The coding region runs from base 1 to 1404 and encodes 467 amino acids.